UGUAAAUUGAAGUAAUUAAAGGGAACAAAAAUCUAAUCCAGUUUUCUGCUUUCAGUACAGUAAAUGAAAUUUCAUAAUGAUUCAUCAAUUACCAGCAUCGAUCUCUCGUCAUCCACCAUGAUGAUCAGCUAGCAAUUGUUUCUAUCCAAUCGUUUUCAGCUUGUAGUUGUGGAUCUCUCAUUCUGCCAGUUCAGUUUCAGAUCUCUCUCUCUCUCUCUGAUCUCUCACUCUCUAUCUCUCUCUCUAUCUCUCUUUCUCACUCAUGUAGUUAGCUUUAACUUGAUUUAUUCCACUAGAUAGCCUCUAACCUUCCUGGUAUAUAUAUAUAUAUAUAUUUAUCUAUCUAUAUAUAUUUAUAUGUAUGUCUAUGUGUUUGAUUUAUUUUUUUGAAAUCCCAAUCCACUCUCUUUGAUGAAGAUCACAAGCUCCCAUCCAUCAACAUCUCCCCCUCCAUUUCUCACCCCACUGCAUGAAACCAUUGAAUAGUAUCUUUGCCUCUGUGAAAGGAAAUUGAACAACGACCCCCAAAACACCCAUAUCUAAUUUGCUGCGCACAUCUCUCUCUAACAAUGAUGUCGCCGGAUAAUAUUCCGGCAAAGCAGGUCACGAAAGAUGACGGCCAAGGCGCAGGCAACAGCAAAACUGCGUCCUCAAGAACAGCAGAGCAGAGCCUAAAAUGCCCACGAUGCGACUCGCCUAACACCAAAUUCUGCUACUACAAUAACUACAGCCUCACGCAGCCAAGGCAUUUCUGCAAGACUUGUAGACGGUACUGGACAAAAGGUGGGGCUUUGCGCAACGUUCCCAUCGGUGGGGGUUGCCGGAAAAACAAGAAGGUGCAGUCAUCUUUGAGGUUCUCCGGGGACUCCAAAGAUUCACUUUCAUCUUCAGAGAUCAGUGGGACGUUGAAUUUCCUCCAUGGUCUAUCCCCAGCUAUGGAUUUUCAACUUGGUGGCUUCUCAUUCCCCAGGCUUCAUCCUCCAACGACAGGUAACUACAACCAGUUUUCUUCGUUUGGAGACGUUUCGGGUACUUAUGCUGCGGCUUCUGGAAGUAUGACUAGUCCUUACUUUACCCUUGAUCCAUCUGGAAACUACAAUUCUCCGAUGAGAUUUAAUUAUCCGCUUUCUUCGACAAGUGGUGGGGGUCCUUUUGCAGUUCAGAACACAAGCUCCAUGAACAUCCACAGCAGACUCGCAUCUUCUAUCCAAUCUCAGAGUACCAUCAACCAGGACUUGCACUGGAAGCUUCAGCAGCGGAGGCUGGCCACGCUAUUUGGUGGAGAAACUCAAAAGGACAACAGCGUUUCUUCGGUUCCUCUUGAAAGCCAUACGCAGAAACCGCAACCCAUUGUAUUUCAGAAUCUGGAGAUUUCCAAAUCAGAGGAUUGCAGCGUUGGUAAUUCAAUAAAAGAAUGUACAAGUUCAGGCCAUCAGAUAGCAACCGAGUGGUAUUUUGGGAACUCUUAUGGCCCACUGACCGCUACUCCGACCAACAGUGCAGGCAACGCCGGCCAAGGUAACGCAAAUAGCUGGAAUGGGACUCAAGCGUGGGGUGACUGGCAACAAUAUACUGCUUUGCCCUAGCUAGCGCUAGAUGAAUAGCACAAAGAGAUAGACCUUAAAGCUUUCUGAAAGUAGCUAGGGAAAACGUCACAGAUGAUGUAAAACUCAUUAGGUAUAUCUUUGUUUAUUGUUCUUUUCUGAUUGCGAAUCAACGUUGUAAACUUUGUCAAAAAGAGAGGCCAGGUGUUCGCUUCUGAAAUUCAAGUUUAUAUUUCAAUUUUGUAUGUUAGGAUAUUGAUCAGUAGUCUCAUGGGUUCAUUGUUUGCUAA
This is a messenger RNA of Carya illinoinensis, 1834 nucleotides long. RefSeq names its product dof zinc finger protein DOF5.7-like. The transcript has a single exon. Gene Ontology annotation, molecular function: DNA-binding transcription factor activity; DNA binding. Lineage: Eukaryota; Viridiplantae; Streptophyta; Magnoliopsida; Fagales; Juglandaceae. Gene Ontology annotation, biological process: regulation of DNA-templated transcription. The coding region runs from base 570 to 1586 and encodes 338 amino acids. The record is from RefSeq and is a predicted model, not a curated record.